Truncatella angustata is the source of this 1431-nucleotide messenger RNA. RefSeq names its product mitochondrial carrier domain-containing protein. Bases 214 to 1191 code for a protein of 325 amino acids. The transcript has 2 exons. Gene Ontology annotation, molecular function: ADP transmembrane transporter activity; FAD transmembrane transporter activity; FMN transmembrane transporter activity. The record is from RefSeq and is a predicted model, not a curated record. Gene Ontology annotation, cellular component: peroxisomal membrane. Lineage: Eukaryota; Fungi; Ascomycota; Sordariomycetes; Amphisphaeriales; Sporocadaceae.
CCAGCAGCAUGACGAAGCCGAGGUCCGAUUGAAACUCCCCAAGAACCGACCAGAGAUCAUCUGCGAGAGUUCUUUAUUCAUUGUUUCCAGUCAUCUUGGGAUAUGAGCGCAACAGUGACGAGCUUGCCUACAAUUCAUCAUAUGUUCCUUGCCCCCGAUUGAGAACUCUCUAUCAAAGACUCGUUAGUAUACUGUCGCACUCGCAAACGAACCAUGGCGCCCACAGCUUCGAAGCCCAUCGUCAUUCCCCAGAAUGACAACGUCGCACAUGCCCUCGCUGGCGCGGGAGGCGGCGUCCUGUCUAUGAUCUUGACAUACCCUCUAAUCACGCUCUCGACACGAGCCCAAGUCGAAUCGAACCGCGCCGAGACCCCGUUCCUGACGGCCGUAAAACGCAUCAUCGCGCGCGAGGGCGUGUCGGGCCUGUACGCGGGGCUGGAGUCGGCCGUCUUCGGCAUCAGCGUCACCAACUUCGUGUACUACUACUGGUACGAGUGGACACGGGCGUUCUUCGAGGCGGCGGCCGUCAAGGCCGGGCGCGCCAGCAAGAAGCUGACCACGGUCGAGUCCAUGAUCGCCGGGGCACUCGCCGGGUCCGCGACCGUGAUCCUUACGAACCCGAUCUGGGUCGUCAACACGCGCGUGACGACGCGCAAGCAGGACAUCGAGGAGAAGGAGGGCGCGGGCGCGCCGGAGGCCAAGGGGAAGAAGAGCAGCCCCACGACCAUCGGGACGCUGCUGGCCUUGCUCCGGGACGAGGGGCCCCAGGCGCUGUUCCGCGGCGUGGUGCCCGCGCUCGUGCUCGUCAUCAACCCGAUCCUGCAGUACACUCUGUUCGAGCAGAUGAAGAACGUGGUGGAGCGGCGGCAGCGGCGCAACAUCACGCCCGGGGUCGCGUUCGUGCUCGGCGCGCUCGGCAAGCUCUUCGCCACCAGCAUCACCUACCCGUACAUCACGGUCAAGUCGCAGGCGCACGUCGCGGCGCACGGCGCCGACGGGAGGCGCGAGGGCAUGGGCCAGGCCAUCGCCCGCAUCGUCAAGGAGAGUGGGUACAAGGGCCUGUACAAGGGCAUCGCGCCCAAGGUCACCCAGAGUGUCCUGACGGCUGCUUUCCUCUUCGCCUUCAAGGAUGUGCUAUACGAGCAGACUGUCAAGCUCAGGACCAGCGUUGCAAAGAAGUCGAUCGCAUAACUUGAAGGCUUUCUGGCAGGUAUGUUGUGUAAACUACAUAUACUUCAAGCAGGGAGGCUCAAUGCACUGGAUCGGAAUGGCACAGUGACCCGAGAUGCAGCCCUUUGGCGCUGUGGCAAUAAGUAGAAGAAAAGGGGAAGAUGGCCCAUCGUUGGGACAUAGGAGUUAUGUAUGAUAUGCGAAUGCCAUAGACGUCUUUUGAUGUUAUCUGCUUUGGUUAAUUUAUACCCGAAUAUGAGG